AUGGGCUGCGUGCUGUUGCUGGGCACGCUGUCGAGGCUGUCGAACUCCGCCGCUCGUCCGGAGGCCCCUUGCUCGACGCUGGAGUCGCUCGCUCACGACCCCGACUUCGACUCGCACAGCAGGCGACUCCAGCCAAACGCUGUUGACGUCUGCUCGAGCAGGAUAAGGAGGCUAGUCGGAUGCUGCGACGACGAGUGCAUCUUUGUGGGCCAGAUCCGCGCGAUCUUCCAGCACGACAGCGAGUUCCAGGCGAUCGCGCCGAUGCUCGCCAAGCAGACGUCGCUCCUCAUCAUGGGCCGCGGGUACCAGCACGCGACCUGCCUCGAGGCUGCCCUCAAGAUCAAGGAAUUGAGCUAUCUGCACAGUGAGGGCAUCUUGGCGGGCGAGCUGAAGCACGGCCCGCUGGCGCUCAUCGACGAGAGCAUGCCCGUGAUCCUGGUCAUGACGCAGGACUCGAUCUACCCGAAGGUGCGGUCGGCGCUGGAGCAAGUGACGGCCCGCAAGGGCGCGCCGAUCAUCAUCGCGAACGACACGGACCCGUCGUUCGACGACGGCAGGCACCGCGUGAUCCGCGUCCCGCGCACGGUCGACUGCCUCCAGGGCAUCCUCAACAUCAUCCCGCUCCAGCUCCUCUCGUACCACGUCGCGAUCGCGCGCGGGUGCAACGUCGACAUGCCCCGCAACCUCGCCAAGUCCGUCACCGUCGAGUAG
Molecule: messenger RNA, 711 nt
Organism: Rhodotorula toruloides NP11
Lineage: Eukaryota; Fungi; Basidiomycota; Microbotryomycetes; Sporidiobolales; Sporidiobolaceae
Product: glutamine-fructose-6-phosphate transaminase
Exons: 3
Coding region: 1-711 (236 amino acids)
Biological process (GO): UDP-N-acetylglucosamine metabolic process; fructose 6-phosphate metabolic process; protein N-linked glycosylation
Molecular function (GO): L-glutamine:D-fructose-6-phosphate transaminase (isomerizing) activity; carbohydrate derivative binding
Source: RefSeq, a predicted model, not a curated record